Molecule: messenger RNA, 1261 nt
Organism: Lates calcarifer (barramundi perch)
Lineage: Eukaryota; Metazoa; Chordata; Actinopteri; Centropomidae
Gene: gjz1
Product: gap junction protein zeta 1
Exons: 2
Coding region: 111-851 (246 amino acids)
Biological process (GO): cell communication
Cellular component (GO): connexin complex
Source: RefSeq, a predicted model, not a curated record
AUUUCUUGCACCCAUAAAACACUGAAUGCAAAACGAGUGUGGUCGUAUACCAUUAGCGGGCUGCAACUCUUAAAGUCUCCCCACUUUCCCAACAAAGGCCAGAGGUGACAAUGGCAGCCAUAGUAACAGGCCUCAUUCCUAUCCUGCGGACGGCAGUGGACGCCACCACUACCUACAAGUGCCGCUCCCUGUGGUUCGGCUUCCUGUGCAUCCGUGUGGUGAUCCUCUUCCUGGCUGAGCUGCCCUUCACCAAACUGGACGGCGACUUCAUCUGCAACGGCACCAGGGAUGACAUGUGCACCAGAGCCUGUUUUAACAAACGUUUUCACAGACCUAUGAUGGUGGCUUGGAACUUCAUCUUUGUCCUGUUCAUCCUCUCUGUUCUACUCAUGGAGCUGUUUGCCUCUCACCUGCGCUCCCUGUCCCAGAAGAGGAGCUCCCAGUUGAAGGGAGAUGUGGAGAUGGAAGACCAGGGAAAAGAGGAGGCUCAGGUUGUGUCCAUGGAUACCAGGGGCAGGGCGGUCAUCGACCUCCACAGAGACAGAGGCACCGUUGGCUUCUACCUGCUCAGCAUCACUCUGCGUAUCCUGGUUGAGUCUUGGUUUGUUUAUAUUCUGCUUUACUGGAAUCUGCCAGCACUGGACGGUGAUCCGUACAAAUGCCAGACAAACAUCUGCUCUGAGUUACUUCUUUGUGUUGUGAGGGCUGCCCCAGAGAAAUGCAUGUCUAUUUAUACUUUGGCUACCAUUUCAAUCAUGAUUAUUGUUUGUUCAUUCUUAUUUUGUGUGUACUCCAUUGUUCACUAUCUUUGCAACUUUCGAAUAUUGACACAGCCUAGCCUUUUUGUGUAAUACUCUGAUUUAGACUCAGUGGGAAUAAACUUAAAGUUGCUGCUUUUGAUGCAUUUUCCAAAUAACAAUGAGUGCCUGUAGUACAAAGUAUACACAAUAAUGCUUAGCUGCUCUUGUGCCAUUGAAUUCUCUAUUGCAUGCAAACAAAUUACAUAUAUGAAAACAUAGUUAUAUAAUCCUAACCAGCUCUAUACUGACUGUUGUGUUGGAGGUUUACACAUGUUGUAAUUAUUUGUAAUCAGUGUCAUCUAAUAUUAUGAAAAUUGUCAAGUAAAAAAAAAAGUGAGUAGAAUUCCAGAAUGUAAUGUGUAAAAAGAAUAAAUGUUUAGUGUUUCCCUGUUUGUUUUGACAAGGAAAUGCCUUUGAAAACUAAAGUGAGAUUAAGUCCGCACAUCAUCUAGUGUGAAACU